UAAAUAAAAUUGUAAAUAUAUUUAAGUUUUUGAGAUACCACUCUGUAUUUUGCGUCUAAUCUUUGCAAUGUAUUUCUAUUUAUUAAGUAAAAAAGAACCUAUCUUUUCUUAACGAAAAAUGAGUGAAGCCUACCGGUGGUUCCUUCCUCACUCAUUUUCUGUAAAUCCCCUUCUCAUCCAGAAUUAAAUCCCUUUAUAGCCAGUCUUUAUUGUAAAUUUCUCCUUUUGCUUGCCCAGAUGAGUAUUAUUGUCUAGUAGUGAAGUCCUGUAGCCUAACACUGGACCAGAGGACCAAAGAGUCUCGAGAAAAGAGCUCGUCAGCAAGGCUGACACGCAAACUGGGGACACUUGUACUCACAUGCCUUUGACACAGCUGGGCACAUCAGGUCUUGGGAGGUGGGACCUGAACAAAACCAAAAGCCUGGAAUUCUGCUUGUCAUCAUUAGGCAGGUGUGCAAAAAAUAUUCCUGGAAACAGGCUGAUGUGCAGGGCAUUUUAGAUGUUAAAGCACAGUUGCAAAAGGAAUGAGUCAUGCCUACUGGGCUGUAUCCACUCUAAUUUAUGACCAGAGCUGAACUUGCUGAAAAUUGCAGAGUAGCUGUGCUAGUUCUCUAGAGUCUCGGGUUAACAAACUUAAAUUUCCAAGCUUGUCAAAUAAAACUUCCUUUACCUCUCCCAUUUUUUGAAGGGGGAAGAGCAACACAUCACACAGGCUUUCUUGGCUCCUUUAAAGACUACUGCAGAUCUAUUUAAACUUUUGUGCUCGACUCACUGAGCAAUGUCUCCAUUGGUUGUUUUGAAUUUAUUGUCUCCAACUGAUGUUUCGAAAAAGUAUAUGCAUUAAAGUAUUCUUAUUAGAUAAGUAUCUAUCAUAGGAGGUAUGUCCAAAGAUUAAUUACAGAGUAUACCAAAAUUUACUGGUUUGAGCUCUUAUCACACAGGCUAUACAACAAGCAGAUUUCUUUGGUUUUGAGGUUUACAAUUUGUCAGUUCUAUAACUUCCUCAUUGUACCUGAAGAUACCUGAAGCAGAGAGAGCCAUUUCCCCUUCAUGCUUUGAUGACAUAUCUCUCUGAAACCAUAUUACUACAGUUCAGAUAAAAACUCUGGUUUAGAAGGUGUACUAGCAUAUUUGAGAAAUAAAGGAGGCUGUUUCUUCAAUAUAUAGACUUUUUGGAUGUCCAGGUAAUGGCUGAGUGAGUGAUUCUUGGGACAGGACAGGAAAACUCAUUUAUACUCAUUGUUUGAAAUUAGCAGUUCAACAAUAAAUUGACAUCAGUAAUCCAGCAUAAUCUUUGGAGUCCAGUUACACAGAACUGUAUGCUAAUUUUGAAUUACCAGUAAACAACAUGCAGAUAUUUGAAUUAUGCAGAUUUAAAUUUUCUAUUUUGGAAGCUAAGCUUUCCAUAAAUUUCUUUUCUGAAGCUGAAAAGGGACAGAGUUUGAAGACUUGCUCGGCUCAGCUAGUAUUGAUAGGCAGCAUCAAGUGCAAAUACUUUAGCUUCAUACCUGUAGUUUUCAUGUUUAAAGCCCAGAAUUACUUGCACCUAUGUCAUAAGGGACUUUUGUUACCCUAGUGAAUUUAUGAGGAUGAAGAAUUGGAACUGAAAUUCUGUCUUUAUUAUAAUACAUUCCUACAGUGUCUCUUAUCAGAUCCUAAGGUGCUUACACUUUCACAAGGAAACCACAGCAGUAGCUGUUCCCAAGCUGACUUGACAGUACUGCAAGAGCAAUGUUUGCAUAGUUUUGUCAGUAGUCUGUUUUGCAAAUGCUGUUCCAUACAUAACCAUCAUUAAAGUUUAAGCUGGUUUGAGUCUUGAUGUAAAUAAAUGUACACUAGGUUAUAAAAGCUUCUUUUUCGUUUGGUUUUAUCUCUUUCUUGUUUAAGCCAUUUGUAAACAGUGUUUAAAAAGGUAUGGACAUAGCUUGUGGCAGUUUAACCAAACCCAUUUUAAUAAUCAGUAGCAGUUUACCUACAAAUACUGCAUAUAGCUAAGGCCAUUACAAGACUGCCUUCUCAACAGAUCUUGUCUGCUCUCACAGUACAGCUAUCUGCUGAGCAUAUCUGCAGGAAUGCUCACUGCUUUUGAAUCCUGUUAGGUCAUUGAACUCACCAGUAGAGUACGAAUGAAUUGUCCAGGAUUGAGCAGCAUCAGCAAAGCCAUUUUAGCUGCUUGAAAUCUGAUACCAUUUCUAGUUCUGUAGGGUUGUUAAUGACGUGAACAGAGUGAAAUUACAGGUAUGCAUCUGGGAUAUAACUUGACCUUCAUUAUGGUUGAAUGUCUUCCAGGAAGUAUUAGACCUGUUUCUCAUUUUAAGAGGCAGAGUUUAUUAGCUCUGAAAUGGUGAAAACAGUGUCAGAGUUAUAUGGUUUCUGCACUGAAGCUGGCUUAUUUUCAGACACCUCCUUGCACUGACGGUCUGUAGAGGUGCACUUUGGACUUUUGGACCUGGAUGAAUUUGCAAGCUCAGCUGUACAACUGUAGAAAACUGGUUUUAAAAAAGCUUUGUGGAUUUAAGUAUAUUUCCUAUGGAAUCAUUCAGAUAUAGUGCAAGGGCAAACAAAUAAUGCAGCUGGAGCCCAAGUACAUUUUUAAACAGAAGAGAACUCUUUGAGAUGUCAACUGUAGGAAAAGAAUUGCCUCUCUUGAUGGUAAGGAACUUGGAAUAAGAAUUCCUAGACCACUGGGACACGGACCAAGCAGAUUCAUCCCUGAGAAGGAGACGAUUCAGGUGGGAAAGGAGGACGCCACGAUGCACACGCUGUUUGCAGAGUCUUUUGCCACGCUGGGCCGACUGGACAACGUCACCUUGGUGAUGGUUUUCCACCCACAGUAUCUCGAAAGCUUUCUCAAAACUCAGCACUAUCUCCUGCAGAUGGAUGGCCCGCUCCCGCUCCAUUACCGGCACUACAUCGGGAUAAUGGCUGCAGCACGACAUCAGUGCUCUUACCUUGUUAACCUCCACGUGAAUGACUUCCUUCAUGUUGGUGGAGACCCUAAAUGGUUGAAUGGUCUGGAAAAUGCACCUCAAAAAUUGCAAAAUUUAGGAGAACUGAACAAAAUGUUGGCUCACCGACCCUGGCUUAUCACCAAGGAACAUAUCGAGCAACUUCUGAAGACAGAAGAGAACAGCUGGUCCCUGGCAGAGCUGAUCCAUGCAGUCGUUCUCCUUACACACUACCACUCCCUUGCUUCCUUCACGUUUGGCUGUGGGAUCAGCCCAGAGAUCGACUGUGAAGGGGGUCACACCUUCAGGCCCCCCUCUGUCAGUAACUAUUGCAUAUGUGAUAUAACAAAUGGUUACCACGGGGUGGAUGAAAUCCAUGCCAGCCCAGCUGGAAGUAUUCCAUCUACAGAGUCUGUCUGUGAAGUUGAAGCUCUUAUGGAGAAGAUGAAGCAGCUGCAGGAGUGCAGAGAUGAAGAGGAAGCCAGCCAAGAAGAGAUGGCCACACGUUUUGAAAGAGAGAAGAGAGAAAGCAUGUUUGUGUGCUCUUCAGAAGAUGAAGAAUCUGCAGCAACAAGAGAUGUGUCUCGGCACUUUGAGGAUACCAGCUAUGGUUACAAAGACUUCUCCAGACAUGGAAUGCACGUGCCCACUUUUCGUGUUCAGGAUUAUUCCUGGGAAGACCAUGGCUAUUCCUUGGUUAAUCGUCUUUAUCCAGAUGUGGGACAACUGCUUGAUGAGAAGUUCCAUAUUGCUUAUAAUCUGACUUACAACACAAUGGCCAUGCACAAAGAUGUGGAUACCUCAAUGCUAAGACGAGCUAUUUGGAACUAUAUUCAUUGUAUGUUUGGAAUAAGAUACGAUGAUUAUGACUAUGGUGAAAUUAAUCAGUUGUUGGACCGCAGCUUUAAAGUUUAUAUCAAGACUGUGGUUUGCACUCCUGAAAAGACCACAAAAAGAAUGUAUGAUAGCUUCUGGAGACAGUUUGAACACUCUGAGAAGGUCCAUGUAAAUUUGCUUCUGGUAGAAGCUCGGAUGCAAGCCGAACUACUUUAUGCUCUGAGAGCUAUUACUCGCUAUAUGACCUGAUGUCUCUGGCUGCCUGUCGACGUUGGAAUGUUCUGCAGCUGCAGUAUGGCAGAGGAAGAUACGAAGCCUCAGGACCAACAGUAGCUAUAAGUUAAGAUGCCCAUUGUGCCAUAACUCCUUUAGUUUCAGCUAUUUCCAUGUUUGGAAUAUCAUUGCUGCCGCUGGGCAGCGAACGCUUGGCAGUUGACAGACAGGGUUGUGCAGAAGUGCUGCCUGCUCAUGGUAUUUUGGCUUUAGACAGCCCGGGACAUUCUCUGAACUUGUGGCAAUAUAGCAAACCAUAGAUACAUAGAUCUUGUGUUAACGCAAAUACUGCGGGAGUCGGAGUGCGAAAAGAACUGGGACUUGAUGACAUUUGCUUUCCCUACGAGAAUAAUUCUAAAAAAUCUUGAUGCUGCUAUUUGUGCAGGUGGAGUGAACAGACCCAGGCUGUUCCAGUUGAGCUAGAAGUGAAAGUGAGCACUGCUAUUGUCUGAGCCUUUAUUGUGUGUGGUUUCAAAAAAGCCUUGUUAUUUAGAUUCCCUGUUUAAUCAGAACUAAACCUCUUCUGUCCACACUGAUAAUUUGAAAGAUAGCAGUCAAUUUUCUCAGCUAGUUUAGCCUUAAAAACAGGAUGUUUGUUCAGCAUUAUUUCAUGAGCUCCAAAGUGCAAUGGUCUUCCUAUGGAAAGAAGGGGACUGGAGUCCUCAGAGCUUCUUAAGAGAUCUACCUGCACAAAGUGUCAAGUAGCUUCUUGUCCUCCUUUUCAUGGAUGAACCAAGAAGGAGCUAGGAAAAGGUGUGGGAAUGUUGUUCUAGACUGCCAAACAGUCCUACUGUAUUACAUGCCCAACGCUGGUCUUAAUGAUUUUUGCAGUUGCUUAAAUAACUAGGCUAAGAAACAUCUAUUUUUAGUAAAUCAAAACAUGAUUAAAAUGCUGACGUUUAAUAUACAGUGGUUUUGGAGAACACAUGAAUACUUUUGUAUGAGUGUGAAUUGCUUUUUAAAUUUGUCAGUAUUACUGGUAUUUUUGAAAUAAAGGUAACAACUUUUUCUCUUGGU
Motacilla alba alba is the source of this 5075-nucleotide messenger RNA. RefSeq names its product sestrin 1 (gene SESN1). Gene Ontology annotation, cellular component: nucleus. Gene Ontology annotation, biological process: cellular response to L-leucine; positive regulation of macroautophagy; regulation of response to reactive oxygen species. Bases 2754 to 4034 code for a protein of 426 amino acids. The record is from RefSeq and is a predicted model, not a curated record. The transcript has 10 exons. Lineage: Eukaryota; Metazoa; Chordata; Aves; Passeriformes; Motacillidae. Gene Ontology annotation, molecular function: L-leucine binding; oxidoreductase activity, acting on peroxide as acceptor.